AGGGACCGGCUUAGCUUUCCCACCAGGCCCCAGCUGCUCCCGCCAAGCCUCCCUCCUGCCAUGAAGCGCUCCCCUAGGCUGCCACCGCCCGUGAGGCCCACUCCCUCGCCCCCAGUAUCAGGAGCCCGUAGGAGGCGGGUUCGAUGCCGAAAGUGUGAGGCCUGCGUGCAGGGAGAGUGUGGUGUGUGCAGAUACUGCCGGGACAUGAAGAAAUUUGGGGGGCCCGGCCGCAUGAAGCAGUCCUGUGUUCUCCGCCAGUGUUUGGCCCCCCGACUGCCCUACUCUGUCACUUGUUCUCUGUGUGGCGAGGUGGAUCAAAAUGAGGAGACACAGGACUUUGAGAAGAAACUAAUGGAGUGUUGUAUCUGCAAUGAGGUUGUUCACCCUGGUUGCCUACAGAUGGAUGGGGAAGGACUGCUUAAUGAUGAACUGCCAAAUUGCUGGGAGUGCCCAAAGUGCUACCAACCGGAUAACCCAGAGAAGGUACAAAGGCGGAAAAUGGAUGAUAGCGAUGAGGGUGUGGUCCAAGCCAAAGUCCUCCGACCUCUUCGGAGCCGUGAGGAACCACUCAUUCAGCAGCCUCCUCACUCAUCCACUACCAUGUUGCAGCUCAUCCAUGACCCAGGACCCCCUCGUGGUGGAAUGGUGACCAGAUCAUCCCCAGGAGCUGGCCCUAGUGACCACCACAGUGCCAGCCGUGAUGAACGUUUCAAAAGAAGGCAACUUCGACUCCAGGCCACCCAGAGAGAAAAGGAGAACAAUCCUAGUGGCAAGAAGGAGCUGUCUGAAGUGGACAAGGUCAGAAUUCGUGGAACAUAUCUAAUGGUCACACCACAGAGGUCUAAUAAAGAGCUUCAGGGAACUUCCAUUGUGCCCAAGCUCCAGGCCAUCACAGCUUCCUCUACCAACCUCCAUCAUUCUCCCCGAGUACUUGUACAACACUGUCCAGCUCUAACUCCCCAGCUGAGGGAUGAAGAUGACCUGGGCAGGGAACGGGACUUUGAUGAUGAUGAAGAAGAGGAGGAGGACAGUGCAGAGGAGGAGGCUGAGGCAGCCACAAUGAGCCAGGGCAGCUGGACACAGGAGGAGGAUGAAAGCUGGAUGCAGAGGGAGAUCUGGCUGUCUGUCUUCCGUUAUCUCAACCGCAGAGAACUUUGUGAAUGUAUGAGGGUGUGUAAGACAUGGUAUAAAUGGUGCUGUGACAAGAGACUCUGGACAAAAAUUGACUUGAGCAGGUGUAAGGCCAUUGUCCCCCAGGCACUGAGUGGUAUUAUCAAGAGGCAGCCAGUGAGCCUUGACCUCAGUUGGACCAACAUCUCCAAAAAGCAGCUGACAUGGCUUGUCAAUAGGCUUCCAGGUCUAAAGGAUCUCCUCCUCGCGGGCUGUUCCUGGUCAGCAGUCUCGGCUCUCAGCACCUCAAGCUGCCCCCUUCUUAGGACCCUUGACCUUCGGUGGGCAGUGGGAAUCAAGGACCCUCAGAUUCGAGACUUGUUGACUCCACCAACUGAUAAGCCUGGUCAUGACAAUCGCAGCAAGCUCCGAAACAUGACAGAUUUUCGGCUGGCUGGCCUAGAUAUCACUGAUGCCACACUUCGCCUCAUCAUCCGACACAUGCCCCUUCUGUCUCGACUUGACCUCAGCCACUGCAGCUACCUUACAGAUCAGUCACCAAAUCUACUAACAGCUGUUGGCUCUUCCACACGCAACUCCCUCACAGAAAUCAAUAUGGCAGGUUGCAAUAAGUUAACAGACCAGUCUCUGUUUUAUCUACGGCGCAUCUCCAACGUCACCUUGAUUGACCUUCGAGGCUGCAAGCAGAUCACUCGGAAGGCCUGUGAGCAUUUCAUCUCGGACCUGUCUAUCAACAACCUCUACUGCCUGUCUGAUGAGAAGUUGAUCCAGAAGAUCAGCUAAAACCCAUCCAAUCAAAGACUGAAAAGGAAACGAAUCCUUUUCCCUGCUCCCCCAUAGAGGAGAGCUUCCUUCCCCUAUUCUGCAUGGGCUUCAAGGCCAGCAUCACACUCCCUCUACCUUUCCAUCCCUGUCCCCUCCCACUAUAGCAGGAUUGGGGUAGAGAGGGUAUUCCUGCUAUUAUGUCCUACUCUUGACUGAGCACAAGGAUGACCUGCCUGCUCCUUUCUCUCCUUCAUUCCCUUCCUCCUUCCUUCCCUCCCUCUAAAGAAUAAGGGAAAAAGAUCACAGGAGGUGCCCACUUGGAGACCAAGCUCAUAGUUUGGGGGUGCUGUGCCAACUUAAUCUAUAUAGAAUCCCCACCCAUUAGGCCACCCCCCAUCUCUCGGCAGGGCCUGGACCUGAGUACUGGGAAAAUAAGAAGGUUGGGCUGCUGCAGAGAAAGUAGCCUUGUCUCAAUAGUUAAGACUUUUCCUGGGGUGUUCAGUGAGUGUCUCUGCUCCAUCAUAUCCCUCCCAGUUAUGUAGAUGGGUGGCAUUGGCCAGAUUGAGACUAGACCCUGCAAAUCAAACUGGUGCUGUUGAAUUUCCAGAAACCUCCUACAUGUCUGUCCUUACCCCCUGCAGCUUGACACUGUCCAAACACAG
Molecule: messenger RNA, 2558 nt
Organism: Gracilinanus agilis (Agile Gracile Mouse Opossum)
Lineage: Eukaryota; Metazoa; Chordata; Mammalia; Didelphimorphia; Didelphidae
Product: lysine-specific demethylase 2A-like
Exons: 2
Biological process (GO): regulation of transcription by RNA polymerase II; protein demethylation
Molecular function (GO): transcription coregulator activity; protein binding; DNA binding
Source: RefSeq, a predicted model, not a curated record